AUGUUCCUCCAGAACGCACAGGGGAAGACGCUCCAGUAUGGGAUUGCUGCUGCUUGUGGCGCCGGAUUUCUUCUCUUUGGCUAUGACCAAGGAGUAUUCGGUGGUCUUCUGGAUAAUGAGCCGUUUCUGAGAACUUUCGGCUUCCCUGGCGCUACGAUCCAAGGCCAGAUAGUCGCAACAUACGACAUUGGCUGCAUUAUUGGAACACUCAUAUCCAUGUAUGCAGGUGAUAAACUGGGUCGAAGAAAAUCUAUUCUGAUCGGCUGUGUGAUUUUGAUCAUUGGUGCAAUCCUCCAAACGGCCUCAUAUUCUCUGGCACAAUUGAUUGUGGGUCGCGUGGUUGCGGGGGUUGGCAAUGGGAUGAAUACCAUCGCUAUACCUAUAUGGCAAGCAGAAACUGCGCGUCCAAAGGAUCGGGGGAAACUCAUUGUUUUCCAGCUGGUGACGAAUAUUUUCGGCAUUGUCAUUACGAACUGGAUGAACUACGGCUUUACCUUCAUCCCCCAGUCACCCGUGAGCUGGCGAUUUCCCUUGGGUUUCCAGUGCUUUUUUGCCUUCGUCACCAUUGCCUUGGUCCUCAUCACGCCGGAGUCGCCUCGCUGGUUAAUCAUGAAGAAUCGCGUCAGCGAGGCACAGCACAUUCUCGCCAGAAUCUUGUCCAGGCCUGACGACGACCCCAUCGUUAUAAGCGAGAUUCAACACUCGGUUGCUGCUCUUCAACACGAGGCUGAGGUGCAGAGAUCUGUGGCCUUCAAAGAGAUUUUUACUCGAAAUAGCAAGCAACAGACUCUUCGUCGGAUGCUUCUCGGAGCUGGGACAGCAUUUUUCCAACAGGUGGGAGGCACUAAUGUGAUUGCCUACUACCUUCCUGUAGUUCUCACACGUUCUGUUGGCCUGAGUAGCCGUAUGGCUCUGAUUUUGUCCGCUGUUGAUUCAAUGUCUCUCAUGUUCUGGGGCUCAAUUGCAGCUCUCUUGAUCGACCGCGUCGGGCGAAAGAGGCUGAUGCUCAUGGGUGCAGCUGCGAGUAGCGUCUGCUUUGCUCUUGUUGCCGUUGGCUUGAGAUAUGGUGGCCCGGACAAUAAGGGUAUGUCCAUCUUGGCUGUCGUGUUCAUUUUUGUCUAUUAUGUGUUCUACGGGAUGUCACUCCUCUCGAUUCCAUACAUCUAUCCCGCCGAGAUCAACUCUCAAAAGAUGCGAAAUGUUGGCACGUCAUUUGCAACCACGGUCAAUUGGCUUUUCGUCUACGUCGUUGUUGUUGCGACGCCUACUGCCAUCCAAAACAUUAAGUGGCGGUACUAUAUGCUCUUCGCAGUUUUCAACCUUUGCUUUCUUCCAGUCAUUUGGUAUUUCUACGUCGAGACUGCGUCUUUAUCUUUAGAACAGGUCGAUCGACUGUUUGAAAUUAAGCACAACGGAGGAAAAAGCCUUAGCUGGGCGGACGCCACGCGGAUUGCCCGCACCGAGGACGAGGAUUUGCAGAUGCAUGUGGAGAAAGAUGAUAUCAAUACGGAGCACUACGAGACUACUGCUUAA
Messenger RNA from Penicillium cataractarum, 1533 nucleotides. Its product is annotated as sugar porter family MFS transporter. Gene Ontology annotation, biological process: carbohydrate transport; transmembrane transport. The coding region runs from base 1 to 1533 and encodes 510 amino acids. The transcript is spliced from 2 exons. The record is from RefSeq and is a predicted model, not a curated record. NCBI's taxonomy places the organism in Eukaryota, Fungi, Ascomycota, Eurotiomycetes, Eurotiales, Aspergillaceae. Gene Ontology annotation, molecular function: carbohydrate:proton symporter activity. Gene Ontology annotation, cellular component: membrane.